AUGAGAUCAGAGUUGAAGAGAAUGUACAAGCAUGGUGCGCGAAAGUUUCUGAUCAUCGGAGCUGGGGCACAAGGUUGCUUGCCUGCUGAAAGGGUGAAACAGAAAAGAGGGGUAUGUAAUGAAGAAGCAAAUCAGCUUUCAAAGAUGUUCAACCAAAAUCUAGUUUCAUUACUAGAAGAAGCAAAAUCAAAGUUUAGUGACUUCAGAUAUGCUUUCUUCAGCAUGUACACUGGCUAUGUUGAAUUAUAUCACAAUAGAAGAACUUACGGAUUUGAUGAAGUUGAUGUGGCAUGUUGUGGUGGUGGCUUCCUGAAUAGCACCAUUUUCUGUAAUCCCAAAACCGUUCCUCCUUGUUCCAAUAGAACAAACCAUUUGUUUUGGGAUGGAAUUCAUAACACAGAGGCCACUGCUGGGGUGUACAUGAGUAUUGCUUAUCAUGGAUCAUCACCUUUUGUGUAUCCUAUGAAUCUGAAGCAACUUAGUGAUGUCUAA
Dioscorea cayenensis subsp. rotundata (Guinea yam) is the source of this 492-nucleotide messenger RNA. Its product is annotated as GDSL esterase/lipase At5g55050-like. Gene Ontology annotation, molecular function: hydrolase activity, acting on ester bonds. The transcript has 3 exons. The record is from RefSeq and is a predicted model, not a curated record. The coding region runs from base 1 to 492 and encodes 163 amino acids. Lineage: Eukaryota; Viridiplantae; Streptophyta; Magnoliopsida; Dioscoreales; Dioscoreaceae.